Messenger RNA from Ciona intestinalis (vase tunicate), 818 nucleotides. RefSeq names its product tubulin-specific chaperone A-like. Lineage: Eukaryota; Metazoa; Chordata; Ascidiacea; Phlebobranchia; Cionidae. Gene Ontology annotation, biological process: tubulin complex assembly; post-chaperonin tubulin folding pathway. The record is from RefSeq and is a predicted model, not a curated record. Gene Ontology annotation, cellular component: microtubule cytoskeleton; cytosol. Gene Ontology annotation, molecular function: beta-tubulin binding.
UCUUAAGUUAUGAUAAGUUUUUGCUUCAUGUUAGAUAUAGGUUGCUGUAAUAAAUCAGUGAACUUAAGUUUUACAAAAUGGAUGCUACUUUGAAGAAAAUUAAAAUACAAACCGGUGUGGUUAAACGAAUUGCAAAAGAAACGCAAAUGUAUAAAGAUGAAGUGGUGACGACUAACAAAAAGAUCGAAGAAAUCAGAGCAAUUGAUAAGGAUGACUACAGUCUUAAAAAAACAGCCGAACUUCUCCAAGAAUCUGAAAUGAUGGUGUCAGAUUGUCAAAAACGACUGAAAACAUCAAUCGAGCAUCUGCAUCAGCUGGUAACUCAGAAUAAUGAGUUUAAAGAUGAAGAAAUUUACAAAAAUGCUAUGGUUGUACUUGAAGAUGUACAGUAGGAAGUAAAACAACAAACAACAAACUGUUAGCUGAUGCUGUGAUGUCAUUGAACACUAAACAUUGCUGAGAUUGAUGAACAAAUAAUACAUAUAUGAUAUAUAUAUAAAUAAAAUCAAUAAUUUUGUAUUCAUGUCAUUCAAAACUCUAGUUUGUAGAUUAUAUGUCAUUAUUAAAUUAAUUCAUCAAAAUGUAGCACAAUUUUCAGUAUAGUUUUGGGAAUUCUUCAUUUUAUAGUUUUUUUUUAAAUGACAUUAGCUGGUGACGCUUGAAAGUAUAGUUAAAAUAAUUAUUAAUUGCUCAUAAUUGACAUCUAUAGGAUUAGGAACAUUUUAUUAUGCUUUAUGUAUUGUUUUGUAGUAGUGUUGUGUUUUUGUUCUCGUUUUUGUGUAUUAAUAUUAUUCAUUUGUUAUAAUUGUUCUUUGUAG